AUGUGAGUAACCUUUUGCAGAAACAGUGCUAUACUGUAUCUGAAAAAGUAUCACUCUUGAGCUUGGCUGCUGCUACUUUUCACAAAAGCUUUUAGGUAUCUAUUUGUUUGAUACGGGGAAGAGGAAUUAGGGGACUUCAGGUUUUAUUCACGUUCGAAUAUAUCACAUCAGAUAUCCAGAAAACAAGUUUCCUCAGAUCUUGUCUCAAUGGUACCAGACAUUGUAAAAUUACAUUAUGAAAGUAUUUUUAUUUUGCGGUAUGUCAUCAUGCCAGGGUUAAAAGUACAGAUCUUCCAAGUCACAAGUUUACAAAUUAUACAGGAUUUUAGGAACGAUUCUAUAUAAAAGAAAAUUACAUGCCAGGUUGCCUCCAGAGUCCAUCCGCGUUUAUGUUUCUGAUUUGAUUUUCUAUUUCUUGUGUAUUUCUGUAGACAGGCACAGUACUGGAAAGGGAACAUUCCCAAGUGCUACUUGAAGAACUGUUGAUGCUAUGCUCUUUUCUCCCAAGUCAGUUCCAACCCAAGACUCCCAACAAAUAGGGCUCCAAAUCAGUGAACUAGCUGUAAUGUACAUACCAGCAACCUCCAUUUUUUACCUAAUGCUUAAAGAUCACAUGGCACAGCUUUCCGUGAUAAAUUUUGAUAAUAAUGAAGGUUGGAAAAUUUUCCAACUGUACGAUUACAUUGGAUCUAUCAACAUUUUCUCUUAAGUUUUCAUUUUAUGUUAUAUAUUAUUUUCAGUUACUGUGUAUGGCUAGUGCACCCUGUCCUGAUGGGACAGCAACAGCUAUUCUUCUCGUUAUUGUUUGUUCAGAUGGGAUAUUUUGAAUUUAUAAAGUUUAUUUAGGCAUCUUCAAAGAGAAAAACAUGUCUUUUUGUUGUGGGUGUCAAUCUCAUAACAGAAUGACAUUGACUAACUUUUAUAAUUCUUAUGGCUACCUUUUACACCUCCAAACUUUUAAUGGAGUGCAAAAAAACUAUUAACAUUUAUAGCAAAUUUAUUAUGUGCUAGACAUAAUUUUCAUCCUACACCUCAGGAAAUUGAGAUGGAGAGAAGUUAACUUGUCCACGGUCACAAAGCUUAUGACUUACAGAACCACAGAUCAUAUACAGGUCAGGCUGAUUUGAGGGAUUAUUGAUGAUUUCACCCAAUGUUAUUGGAUGAGUUUAUUAAAAGACUUCAAAUAAAAUAUACAUAUUCAACUGAUUAAUGUUUAAAAACUGUUCAAACAUCUGAAAAUGUAAACAAAUUAUAUUUUUAUAAAAGGCACAAAACAGUUAUUCUAUAAAGGAAAAAAAGUGAUGGUUUUACUUAGAUCACUACCUAAGGAAGCUCUUCUAGAUUAUAUAUUAUCCAUUUAGAACCUAAUUUACAAAAUGCCUAAAAAUAAUCUGUCUAGGCCAAUAUGGUCUCUGGUAUCAAUGUAACCUCCUUGGGGAAAAUCUGUUUUAGUGGAUAACAUAGCUAUAAAUAUAUCUAAACAUUUUAAAUACUUUUUUAUUUGCAGAUGGUUAUAUUGCUUGAAUUGAAUUGCAAAGGUUUAUAUUUUCUGUAUUGUUUUGUACCUUGUACCUAAGUUUAUCUUGAAGUUUUAACCAUUUUUAGUUCAAGGACUCCUAAAUUUUGUGAACAAGGAUCAAUGCAAAACCCCAAAAAUCAUUAGUCAAAUAAAUUUGGGAAAUAUUAAACAGCAUAGUUUUUUUUACUACAUAACUUGCUGGAGCUUUUGCUGUGGUAGUAUCACUCUCCAAUAUUCCCAAAAUUAUUUGACUAAGGAAAAUGUUGAGAACAAGUGUUCCAAGAAUCAUGUUUAAGGAAAUGGUGUUCCAUUCAUACAGCUUGUCAUUUUUAUAGGCUUUGAUCUGAUUCCUCUUGCUCAGCCUUUGCAUUUCUCUACUGAGAAUGUUGUUCAUUCCUGGUUAUGGUGGCUUCUCUGUCCCUUGAUCACUGCUGUUGUCAUUCUCUGAGUCACCAUGCUUUCUGAUUGGUAGCAAGCCCAAGUUCAGGGUAAUGUUCUGAGGUUUGUUUCCAGGCUUAUCUUGCCCAGUGCCCAGCAUGUUAACCUCUGGGUCAAAGCAACACAGCACAUUGCCUUUCUUCUGAGAAUAUUUUGAGUAACUCAUAAGAACCCUUUGUAGUGAUUCAUAGUAACUCAAAACAUCAUCUCCAAUUUGUUUACCCUCUCUGCCACUGUAAUUAUUUUACUUUAUGUAGUAUAUCCAAUAUAAAUUUGUUUUCAUUCAAAAGAAAUUUAAACAUUAAUGUGUUGUUGUGAUAGGAUCUAUGAAGUUGAUAUGGUCCUGAAACCCUUAACACUUGGCUUCUAGUUUAAAAAAUAUUGGCAACAAUUAUGUUUUUUUUUUGUGUGUGUGUGUGUGCUCAAAAUCAAGGUUUUAACUUUUUAUUUUGAAAAUAGCAUAUACUGGAUAUUGUUUGUGACUUUUCUUUCCAAAGCUCUGGGAAAGAGAAGCAGAAUGAUUGUUAUCUGCUAUAUGGAAAAAAUGGCUUUAAAAUAUAGAGACUUAUGUAUUUUAGACAAGUUGGAAGGAAGAUGAAAAGUAUGAAGCUUGAAAUGAACAUGGUAUUUGGGGGAAAGUUUAUUUUGAAUACAGUGGUAGUGGUGGUGCUUGCUGGAAUAGGUGACAGAUAGGAUAUAAGAAUUGAAGAAGAAGAAGGAAGAAGAAAUCCAAUAUAAUUCAUAAGUUUUGAGUGUACAGGAUCAGGAGAGCUAUUGUCAGGAUUUGGUUAAGGUGAAAGAAUUUCAUCUUUAAUGAGGAAGCACAUUCAUGUGAAAACAGUAGCAUAUGCCAGGCUCAGAAUCAGAUCUACUCAGGGUAUGGUGAGUGAAACAACUGUGAUGCUCUUAAAACCAUUCCUUACCUGUAUAAAAGUAUUUUUCUAUUUUCCUUUUUAGGAAAGAAAAACUUAACAUUAUUAAGGAAAAAAAUAGACUCAGAUUGUUAUCCUUGUAAAAGAGGGCUUGGUUUAAUUUGAUUCAUUCUUAUUUCUGACUUUUUCCUGUUCUGUAUCAUAUGAGUUCUGACAUCUGGUUUGCUCUGGACAAUCUCACUCUGAAGGCUCUAACAACCUCCCAAGCUAUGCUACAUUUUCUUUCCCACCUAAUGGCCACCUAAUGUGAAUAGGAGGUCUUUGUUUAGUGGAACAGAUUCCCCAUUGCCCUAUCUUCUCUGAAAAAGGUAGACCUUUACCUUUGAAACUAUGCCACAAUGCUGAGUUAGGACAAAAAGAUUCAUUCGUGCAAAAUGCAUUUCAAAUUAUUGUAAAUUCCUAAAAUGAGAUCCCAGCCUGGGCAGAGGAUUGUUAUGGAAAGAGCUUGUCCUCCACCCAAAUAUUUUGGGAAUUGUGCUUCCUUUAGAUCUCUCAAAGGGUAGAGGGGCUUUUCUGGCUUGGGAGAUAAAAAUUUAAACCUAUGCCUCAAUGGGAAAAAAAAUGGACUCUUGUAACAUCUUGCAGCAUUAUUAAGAUGAAACAAAGAUCUAGAUGGAUAACUAUGAUUUGUUCUCACUCAGCUCUACAUCACCAUGAUCCCUAAAGUCUCUUGCAGCUCAGAAACUCCAUGAAGCUACCCUAAAUAUUUUUUCAAACAUAGAAAUCAUCUUCUAGAAAUGCCCAGCUGCUAUAGGUAACCUUUUCUAGUGAUCUGAUAAAUAGGUCCUUUGUCCUUAAAUUUUAAAUUCCAGUUUAGAAAUCCAUGCAUGUGGUUCAGAAUCUUACAUUUAUUAAAAUGGAAACUGCUUGGAAGUGGCUUUUACCUAAGGAAUAUGGCAUGCAUAUGUCCAUGUUACUGACUUCCUGCCAAAAUACUGCGUUGUUAGGCACUCUCCUGUGCAUUCUCUAUUGCUUACAUUUUGUCAGACAUUUCUUUGUGAAUGCAAAGAAUACGAGACCAGUACCUAGCCUCCUGUACUGCUUAUCCUAGGUUUCCACAAAACUCACUUCGAAUUCUUGAGUACUUUGCAGUCAACAGUUAGCAUUACCUGAGGCUUUGCCUGAAUCUUUCCUCAGUGUCACUUUUAGUCUUGCAUAAAGUUUCAGAUGUCCUUGGUUCUAUUUAGGCUGUGCAAAUAGACAUCUAUGGGGUUUGGUUCUGAUUGAUGGUUCCUAGUCACAGGGUACCUUACUCACUGGUGAGUUAUUCAAACCUCAAAAGUCACACCUGUGUCCUGUGCACGGGUGCUACAGGCUUAGGUGGAGAAAAGCAGGGCUAGAAUUGGAACCCAAAGCCCAGAAUGGCAGGAGAGGAUGUGGGGGCUCCACCCGAUCACCUCUGGGUUCACCAAGAGGGUAUCUACCGCGACGAAUACCAGCGCACAUGGGUGGCCGUUGUGGAAGAGGAGACAAGUUUCCUAAGGGCACGAGUCCAGCAAAUUCAGGUUCCCUUAGGUAAUGCAACUAGGCCAAGUCAUCUUCUAACCUCCCAGCUACCUCUCAUGUGGCAACUCUACCCUGAGGAGCGCUACAUGGAUAACAACUCUCGCUUGUGGCAGAUACAGCAUCAUUUAAUGGUCAGGGGAGUACAGGAGCUGUUGCUUAAGCUUUUGCCUGAUGAUUAAUCCGGUGCUGGGAUUCUAGGAAGAUAUGCUCCUCUGUUCUGUUCAGUAUAUGGCAAUCACUUCAUCCACCACUGCAGUGCACCCACCCUUGGGCCCAGGGGGGAGGGCAUGGGUUGAAAAACUCAUCAAGAACACAGAAGUUUAGGAAGGGUUAUGAAGAAUACUGCAAGUGACACUGCAGAGAGAGGGUUAUGCAGGCACAAAGUGAGUCAACAAAAGCAUUUAGUAAGGAUACAUAACUUGAAAUUGACUCCUUUGGAAAUUGCCAUAGAACCUUUAAUGGACAUCAUCGGCUGGAACUGGGAUCUGAUGAAUCCCACAAAAAUCAGCACGUGCUACAGAACAGAUGCCCUGAUCACCAAGGACUUGGUACUGAUUUAGAGAGAAGAGAGCAGCUCCUAGCAGCAUCAACAUCUAUUUGUCGCUUAUUUGCCCUGCAGCACAUUCACCUGCCUUUCCUUCUCCCAUCCUGUAAAUAUCCUAGGUUUUGCUCUGGUGUUUCCCAUCCCAGUACUGACCUAAUUUGUAUCUAUUGAGAACUUAGGGGAUUCUGAAAAAAAAAUAUUUGCAUUGAUGAAAUUAGCUACAAAGGCUUUUAGGCCUUUAUUCUUUCUGAAAUUGUGUCUUCCAAUUAUUAGAAGUUGCACAUCAAAAUUGUAGGCACUAAAAUUCCUUCUUUGGUUACAUAUUUUAAAUAAGCUGAUUUCCAUAAGAGCUCCACAAACUCAUUGUAGCUGCUUAAGCAAUAAGCACCUUUCUCAGGACAUAGUAGACAAACAUUGCUGAUUUCUAGGAAAGGACUUACCACCUAUAAAGAAUUUCUUGAGUCAAAGUAGUUAUAACAGUUUAUAUACAUUAAAAUAUGUUUUUUUAAAGCAUUGGGCUGGGUGCAGUGGCAUGCGCCUAUAAUCAUAGCUCCUGGGCAGGUUGAGGGCAGGUUGAAUUCAGGAGUUCCAGACCAACCUCAGCAAUAUAGCAAGGCCCUGUCUCAAAAAAAAAAAAAAAAAAAAAAGCGU
Ictidomys tridecemlineatus (thirteen-lined ground squirrel) is the source of this 5590-nucleotide messenger RNA. RefSeq names its product mature T cell proliferation 1 (gene Mtcp1). Gene Ontology annotation, molecular function: protein serine/threonine kinase activator activity. The record is from RefSeq and is a predicted model, not a curated record. NCBI's taxonomy places the organism in Eukaryota, Metazoa, Chordata, Mammalia, Rodentia, Sciuridae.